GAAGGGAGAGCUGCGGCUGGACGGACGCCACUCAGCUCCUCAGCUCCUCACACCCAGCAGACGCAUGCACGAGCAGCCUGCAUCACGGUGCAUGGAGAGAAUAUGAUAUUUGAUCAAGUAAGUUCCAUCUUUAGGCUCACCUGACCCGCUGGCUGCAGAAAACGCCCAAAGACGCCGUGGAGUGGGAGCCUUUUUUUUUUUUUUUUUUCCCCCUGCGCGCGUAUCCAUGGCAUCAGAUUUGUAAAUCCGCGGCGCAGCGGGCGCGUUAUCCGUGGACUCUUGUGUUAAUAAAAAAAGGAAUGUGAAUUUACGCCCCGCAAUUCAACUCUCCCGGAAAAGUCGGCAUGGAUCCACUGAACGCCAGCGGGAUGGACGCGUUCACGGUGAUCCAUCUCAAUUCCUCCUGGAGCUCGGACAGUGGAUAUUCUUUCGCGGCGAUUGCCAGCAUUGCUGCACUCGUAAGUUUCCUAAUUCUUUUCACCGUGGUUGGGAAUAUUCUGGUGGUGAUUGCUGUGUUAACGAGCAGAGCGCUGAAAGCGCCCCAGAACCUUUUUUUGGUGUCUCUGGCCACGGCGGACAUCCUGGUGGCCACUUUGGUGAUGCCCUUUUCUCUGGCGAAUGAACUCAUGGGCUACUGGUACUUUGGGAAGGUUUGGUGCGGUAUUUAUUUGGCUUUGGAUGUUUUGUUUUGCACUUCCUCCAUCGUGCAUCUGUGCGCAAUCAGCCUGGACCGGUACUGGUCCGUUACGCAGGCUGUAGAGUACAACCUGAAGCGGACUCCCAAGCGCAUCAAGGGCAUCAUCCUCAUUGUGUGGCUUGUGUCUGCGUUCAUCUCCUCCCCUCCUCUUAUUUCUAUAGACAGCAACAAGGACUCCAGCUCCCAGCCUCAGUGCGAGCUCAAUGAUGACACUUGGUACAUUCUUUCCUCCAGCACCGCAUCUUUCUUCGCCCCCUGCCUGAUAAUGAUCCUGGUGUACAUCAGGAUAUACCAGGUGGCCAAAACUAGAACCAGAACGAUGUCGGGGAAAAAAAACAGACCUGAUAGUUUUACACACACUGAAAACGGGCUGAGCAAAGCGUCCCCUCCUUUCCCCGGGGAGAGGGAGAACGGUCACUGGCCCGGUCAGUGCCCGCCUGGCACGCCCAGCAAGCACGCAGUAGCCAAAGGCCACCAGACUGACGCCGACAUGGAGGACAGCUCCUCCUCAGAGGGCAAAGGCCACAAGCCCCAUCACCAGGACUCCCAGAGAGCAAAGAAGGCCAGCCAAAAGAAAAGCUCCCUCUCCAAACACUCCACUCGCCUCUCCAGGGCCAGCAGCAAGUCCAUGGAUCUCUUCGCCUCCAGGAGGAAGCGUCGCCGGAGCUCCCUGGCCAGAAAAAAGGUCUCUCAAGCGAGAGAGAAGAGGUUUACGUUCGUCCUGGCCGUCGUCAUGGGGGUGUUUGUCGUGUGUUGGUUUCCCUUCUUCUUUAGCUACAGUCUGUACGGGGUGUGCAGGGAAUCCUGUAAGAUCCCCGACCCGCUCUUCAAGUUCUUCUUUUGGAUUGGCUACUGCAACAGCUCCCUCAACCCGGCCAUUUACACCAUUUUCAACCGGGAUUUCAGACACGCCUUCCAGAAGAUCCUUUGCAAGUCCUGGAAAAAGUCCUCCUAAGAUGUUGGAGGAGAACAUAUCAAAAUGAACCGUGUUUAAUACUGCCACUUUGUCAUGCCUCAUCGUCCUAUCGUACGUCCAUUCUGUUAGAGAACGUCAUGAACCAGCUGAAUUCAACAUGCACUCUGUUUCCAUUACAGGCUCCUGAAAGGCUUUCCCACAACUGAUUGAUUGCUGCCAUUCUUUAUUUCCCACACAGAUAUGAUGUAAUGCUUUAAGAGUGUAUUAUCAAUGAAAAAGCUCUCUACGUCCACAGAAUAUACACAUGGCCACUCUAUCUGCAGGAAGACAAUAAAAUAAGA
Messenger RNA from Cololabis saira (Pacific saury), 1954 nucleotides. RefSeq names its product alpha-2 adrenergic receptor-like. NCBI's taxonomy places the organism in Eukaryota, Metazoa, Chordata, Actinopteri, Beloniformes, Belonidae. The coding region runs from base 345 to 1652 and encodes 435 amino acids. The transcript has a single exon. The record is from RefSeq and is a predicted model, not a curated record. Gene Ontology annotation, molecular function: alpha2-adrenergic receptor activity. Gene Ontology annotation, cellular component: membrane. Gene Ontology annotation, biological process: regulation of vasoconstriction; platelet activation; adenylate cyclase-activating adrenergic receptor signaling pathway.